Molecule: messenger RNA, 3811 nt
Organism: Nerophis ophidion (straightnose pipefish)
Lineage: Eukaryota; Metazoa; Chordata; Actinopteri; Syngnathiformes; Syngnathidae
Gene: s100s
Product: S100 calcium binding protein S
Exons: 4
Coding region: 133-480 (115 amino acids)
Molecular function (GO): calcium ion binding
Source: RefSeq, a predicted model, not a curated record
AGUGGUAAAGUCUUUCUUCAUCCAUCUCUGCCUUGACGCUGUCUUCCUCUGCACCUCAUCCAAGACACAGGAGGCCUUCCAUCAGCACUCAGUCCCCUCCGGCCUCAGCGCAGCAGCAGCAGCCACGCUACGAUGCCUGACACAAUCAUGUCCAAGGAGCCCAGUUCCAACCUGGAAAGCGCCAUGCAGAUGCUGAUCAAAACCUUCCACAAGUACUCGGGGAAGGAAGGCGACAAGUACACGCUCAGCCGGGGGGAGCUGAAGGAGCUGCUGCUGGAGGAGCUGGGGAGUUACUUGGGGAACUCCAAAGAUAACGAGGCGGUGGAGAAGGUCAUGAACGACUUGGAUGCCAACAACGACGGCGAGGUGGACUUCACCGAGUUCAUCAUCCUGAUGGGCGCCCUGACGGUGGCCUGCAACGACUUCUUCCUGGAGUUCAAGACGGACGACAAGCCCAAGGGCGGCGAGGCGGCGGAGUAGAACCGCUGAGUCAGGGCGAGGGGGCCGAUGGAAUGAGGGGUGGGGGGGAGGGGCUUGUAAAUCACAGGAGAUGAGGAGGCGGUCGAAUUUUUGGUCUUACAAUGUAUUUCAACGACACACAUUAGAGUACUGUGCAAAAGUCUAAAAAAAAAAAACAGUAAAUUACACACACUAUGCAGUAUUACAUUAAAAAAACUCAACAAACACACCAGCUUUAGUGAGAAUCUGGAUAAAAGUGCAUGUUGAGUCCAUAUUUACAUGUUCUGUUCAGUUAAUGCUAUUGUUGCAGAAGAGGGCUCCUAUCAUAGAGAGGAUCUUUGAUGCCUUUUUUUUGUAAAGGGUUAUACUUGUAUAGCGCUUUUCUACCUUCAAGGUACUCAAAGCGCUGUUCUACCUUCAAGGUACUCAAAGCGCUUUGACACUAUUUCCACAUUCACCCAUUCACACACACGUUCUCACACUGAUGGCGGGAGCUGCCAUGCAAGGCGCGAACCAGGACCCAUCAGGGGCAAGGGUGAAGUGUCUCGCUCGAGGACACAACGGACAUGACGAGGUUGGUAGACGGUGUGACUUGAACCAGGAACCCUCAGUUUACUGGCACGGCCACUCUCCCAACCGUGCCACGCCGUAAGAGGUCCUUAUAAAUACAAGAGCAUAUAGAGGAUCUUUGACUGGCAUUCUUGCAGUGCGUCCAAAACAGCAGUGCGUAUUUGACUGAUCUUUGACUUGCGUUAGAAGAGCUCUUCAGGUAUAUACAGGAUCUUUGACAAGUGUUUUUUGCAGCUGGAAACCGACAACAGUAGAAUGCGCCGGUCAUACAAGAUCUUUGACUGGUGUUUUUCUUUCCAGAAGAUUCCUAAAAACAGCAGAGUAGUCCUGUCAUAUAGUGGAUAUUAGAUUGCUAUUUUUAAAGCAGAUUCUUAAAAAUAGCGGAGUAGUACUGUCGUAAAGUGGAUAUUCGAUUGCUAUUUUUCAAGCAGAUUCUUAAAAACAGCACAGUAGUCAUGUUAUAAAGUGGAUAUGCAAUUUCUAUUUUUAAAGCAGAUUUUUUAAAAGCAGUACAGUAGUCAUGUCAUAAAGUGGGUAUUAGAUUUCUAGUUUUAAAGCAGAUUCUUAAAAAUAGCAGAGUAGUCCUGUCAUAAAGUGGAUAUUAGAUUGCUAUUUUUGAAGCAGAUUCUUAAAAACAGCAGCCUAGUCCUGUCAUUAAGUGAAUAUGCAAUUGCUAUUUUUAAAGCAGAUUCUAAAAAACAGCAGAGUAGUACUGUCAUGAAGUGGAUAUUGGAUUGCUGUUUACUAGUGUUUUUAAAGAAAACUGCGAACUAAUGUCUUGUGGAAAAUCUACAACAACAGUGAAGAGUUCAUUUCACAUUUUUUCCAGCAGAUACCUGAAAACAGCAAAGUGUUCCUAUUAUAUAAAAGAUCUUUGAUAAGAAUGAUUAAAAACAGCAGAGCGCUCUGGUUAUAUAGAGAACCUCCAACUACAGUUUUUGCAGCAGGUCCUUAAAAACAACAGAUCACUUCUGCCAUGAUGAUAAUCUUUCAAUGCAGUUUCUGCAUAAGGUCCUUAAAAACAGCGGCGUACUCCUGCCAUAAAGGGGUUCUUUGACGGGAUUUUUUCCGCCCAACAAAUUCCUAAAAAUAGUUCCAGUUUAUACAAUUUAUCUGUGACUUAUGUUUUUAAAUACAACAGCAAACUCAUGUCUUAUGGAAAAUCUACAACAACAACAGUUAAAAGUUCCUUCCACAUAGAGGAUCUUCGACUACCAUUUUUUCCAGUAGAUUCCUAAAAACAGCAAAGUGCUCCUAUCAUGAACUAAAGCCUUCAAAACUGCAGAUUGUUCCUGUAUUUGAGUAUGUUUGACAAGUUUGUUUUAAGUCAUUGUAUUUUUUCAUUAUUGAUGCCUGCGCCAUAAUAGCCUUGCUAGCCACAACAACGCUAACGUACUUUUGCACAGUACCCUGCCAGCAUCCACAAACACAAGGGUCAGUGAAUGCAACACAUGCUACUCAGAGUGUUUCCCGGACAAAAUGAAGUUAAAGGGGAACAUUAUCACCAGACCUAUGUAAGCGUCAAUGUAUACCUUGAUGUUGCAGAAAAAAGACCAUAUGUUUUUUUAACCGAUUUCCGAACUCUAGAAGGGUGAAUUUGGCGAUAUAAACGCCUUUCAAUUGUUCGCUGUCGGAGCGAUGACAUUUCACCCGUGACAUUACAAUGGGAAGCAAUCCGCCAUUUCCUCAAACACAUUACACACACAAGUCAAAUCAGCUCUGUUAUUUUCUAUUUUUUCGACUGUUUUCCGUACCUUGGACACAUCAUGCCUCGUCUGUGUGUUGUCGGAGGGUGUAACAACACCAUCAGGGACGGAUUCAAGUUGUCUUUUGUGGAGUGUGCAUCGAUUAGCACGGCAUGCUAAUCGAUGCUAACAUGGCAGAAAUGGCAAGAAUGUGUGGAUAUCCUGCGACACUCAAAGCAGAUGCAUUUCCAACAAUAAAGUCAACGAAAUCACAAAAGUGAGUUUUGUUGAAGUUAUUGACUUAUGUGCUAAUCGGACAUAUUUGGUCAUGACUGCCAGCUAAUCGAUGCUAACAUGCUGUUUAGGCUAGCUGUAUGUACAUUUGUAGCUAUAUUUGCAUCCAGCCUUUCCCUCCACCCACAUUUAAUGCCAAACAAACACUUACCAAUCGACGGAUUUAAGUUGCUCCAGUGGUCAAAAGAUGCAAUCGUUGGUUAGAAGGCGAUCGCCGAAUAACUUCAAUAGCUAUUCGCUCAAUAGCUUCAGUUUCUUCUUCAAUUUUGUUUUCGCUAUCUGCCUCCACACUCCAACCAUCCGUUUCAAUACAUGCGUCAUCUGUUGAAUCGCUUACGGCGCUGAAAUCCGAGUCUGAAUCCGAGCUAAUGUCGUUAUAUCUUGCUGUGCUAUCCGCCAUGUUUGUUUGUAUUGGCAUCACUAUGUGACCUCACAGGAAAAUGUACGGCUGGAUUUACAGAUAGCGAAAAUCAGGCACUUUAAAGCAUUUUUUCAGGAUAUUCCAUGAUGGGUAAAAUUUUGAAAAAAAAUUUGAAAAAUAAAUUAAGCCACCAGGAACUGAUUUGUAUUGGUUUUAACCCUUCUGAAAUUGUGAUAAUGUUCCCCUUUAAGAAAUGAAAUAAAGGGAGGUGAUGUGAAUUCCUGUGAAUACAAAUGUAAUAUUAAAUCAGAGUUUAUUAUAUUAUUGCCUCCAACAGUGGGAUUUUUUUUUUUUUUCCUCCUUCUCUGCGCGCCUAUUUUGUAAUCUUUUUUGGUAAUGACUCAUGCAUUCCUUCCAAAUAUUAAAUGUGGGGUUUAACCAA